This is a messenger RNA of Phytophthora nicotianae INRA-310, 1956 nucleotides long. RefSeq lists its product as hypothetical. Gene Ontology annotation, molecular function: protein binding. The transcript is spliced from 8 exons. The record is from RefSeq and is a predicted model, not a curated record. Bases 1 to 1956 code for a protein of 651 amino acids. NCBI's taxonomy places the organism in Eukaryota, Oomycota, Peronosporomycetes, Peronosporales, Peronosporaceae.
AUGGGCGCUACGUGCUGCCGCUGUCAGCACUUGGACGACCCGCUGCUGUCGCUGCCCCGUGCCUCCGCCUCCGCCAUGAGUGCCAACUACAACCAGUUCUACGUGCCUGCACCUCUCGCCGCGUCGAGCUCGAAUUCUUCUUCCUCGUCCUCUUCUCUUGCCAAUUACGUGGCCUUCCCCUUCCCAUUUGUCUCGAAGCCCAAGAGCGGCGCUCGCAACAAACGCAAUAAAAGCAGGAGCAAGAGCCACGGCAAGAAACCACACAGCUCCCACAACGGAUCGCACUCACGAGUUACAGUGCCCUACGUCGGCGAGCACUGGCGUAAGACUUUAAGGGGUAGAUAUGCCCCACUUUCUCUACUGGAGCUCAGUGUACGCAAUAUCUGCGCCCAAUUAUUGGUACAUCACGAGGACGCAUUACAAGCCGGCGCUCUACCGCCUGAAUUGGCUUCCAGUGUGCUACAGCGGCUCAAACGACACUAUGUGCUGGACAAGCCGCAAUUCCAGGCUCUAACGCCAUUCUUACUGCUAGAGUGGAACUUGGCAGACCAACAGGACGUAGAGGACUCGUGGUUCGAUGAUAUCCCGGAGGCAACGCUAGAGAGUGUGAAGAGUAUUGACGUAUCCGGGUGUAUCCAUCUACAGCAAUUUGGAUCCGAGUGGGGACGACAUGUCAACAGACUGCCAGAGCUGCUGGUGGCGUCGUUUCAAGGAUGCACAGGACUGUCGAAGGAGUCAAUUGAGACGCUCAAGUUCUCGACGAAGUUGACGACACUCAACUUGUCUGGCUGUGUUAAUGUGGAUGACAAGUGCAUUAAGACACUGAGAGAGCUGGAACACCUGAAAUCGCUGCAAUUGGUUGGAUGCCAUAAGCUGACGGAUAAAGGAGUCAAGCGGUUAUUUAAGCUAACAGAACUGGAAAAACUGCGUCUAGGACGCUGUAGAAAGGUGACGGAUGAGGCUUUUGAUGGGUUUGCAGCCUCCUUCCCGAAGCUGCGGGAACUUGACGUAGCAAACUGUCGGCUGAGUGAGAGAGCUAUGCAGCACAUUGGUCAGAUCAAGAGUUUGGAAGCCCUGGUGAUUCGUGGUUGUCAAGACAUCUCUGACGACGGCAUGGCGUCACUUUCUGAACUGACCAACCUCAAGUAUUUCGAUGCACGACACUGCGGCAAGAUCCAUUCCAUUCCAACGGAGUGGACGCAGCUCGAGGUUCUCCUGCUCGGAUACACUGCUUUUGCUGAGUCAGAUACAGCUGUCUUACAGUCCUUGACCAAGUUGCAAGAAUUGGAGCUUCGCAAGUGCCGGAUUAUGAAGAGAGGAUUUCAAUUUAUUAGCCGCCUCAAACACCUCGAACGUCUCGAGGUGGCAGAGACCACCCUGACUGACUCUGCACUGCUGGAAAUUUGCAACGGUGUCAGAAACCUGAAGGCGCUCAACAUUUCGAAUACAGAGAUCAGCGAUAACGGAACGUCAGGCCUAGCAAAGCUCCAGGAGCUGCGUAUUCUUCGGUUGGAUACAUCAGGCAUCACCAAUAGAGCGCUGGCGAACAUAUCGUUUCUUCCGCAACUCGAGAGACUGGACUUGUUUGGCGCAAACAUCACCGAUAAUGGGCUCAUCCACCUGAUUCCGCUGCACAAUCUCCAAGAGCUGACGAUAUGUGGAGGCAACAUCGGCGACCGUGGUGUGGGGCUCAUUUCGAAAUUGACGUCGUUGACGUCUCUAAACCUGAGUCAAAAUAGAAAUAUCAGGACCAAGUCGCUGUUUUAUCUCCGGUCGCUAACAGGCCUGCGAUGCCUGAAUUUGUCCAACACAGGGAUCUCUGCACUCUCGCUUCGUCAUCUGUCUCCUUUGAAGGAGUUGCAGUCCUUGUCCGUCUACGGGUGCUCGUUGUCACAAGGACAUAUUGACGUCUUGAGAGAAAUCUUGCCCGAAUUGAAGUGUUUGCGAUGCACAUGA